AGACGCAUGGCAGUUAAGUGUACAGAAGUUGUAAUCCCUGACGACUGAAUAAGGUUUGUUGAACACUCAACAGGGAUUUAAUGAAAUGAAUUCCUCUAAGAUGACGGGGGAGGUAGUAAGACUACCCUCCAUCUCUUCCUUCUCCCAAAGUCUCACAGGUGUACCACUUUCAAGUUCUGCCAAAACAAGGAGUUCCAGUACCAUACCAAGUAAGAUGGCGGUCAUAUCUGAAGAAUCGGAAACAACCCGAACCCCUCGGGCUUUACUGAAUGAGGACAGCCAAUUUGAAUGGUGCGGACUUUGUUUUGAUGAUUACAGCGAUCCAAAAAUGUUGCCAUGUUACCAUUCCUACUGCAGCCGAUGUCUGAACGAAUACAUCGACCAAACAAAAGAUGCCGGUAGCUUCGCUUGUCCUCUUUGUAAGAUAAGACACGCAGUACCCAUGGACGGAGCGCAAGGGUUUAAGCCAAACAUCUACAUAAAUGCCUUACAGGCUACAAAAAAUAUCAAAAACACAAUAUGCGAAACAUGCGACGAUGGCAAAACAUUAGCGGAAACGUAUUGCUUGGAAUGUGAGCAGAAUUUUUGUACCCGGUGUGGAACAAUUCACCUGAAGAUGAAAAUGUCCAAGUCUCAUCAUUUAGUCUCAGAAAAGCCAGGCGAACACGGCCAAAAGAUGACGUCACGUUCUUAUUGCGGAGAACAUAAACAAGAAAUCGACAUUUUUUGCUUCAAAUGUAGAAUGCCAAUUUGUGAGAACUGCCGUGAUCAAGCACAUGAACAACACAAUACGCAAAACAUUAAGGAGUUUGCCAAUGAGGUGAAGAGGGAAUUGACUGAAUCAGUGGAUUUCUUGCAGAGUUACCUACCGUCACUAAAGGAAAGACUUAGAGAUGUCGAAAAUCAUGAUGAAGCCGUUUUAAGCAUAAAAAGACAUUUGAUCGACCAAAUUGACGCACGUUCUGAAAAGUUACAUCGGGAAAUCGAGGACCUGAGAGAGAAAUUUAUAACCAAGAUAAAUUCAGAAAUUCAAAUAGAAGAGGACAGAUUGGUUAUUUUCAAAAAUCGAGUUACCGAAGCGAUAACGUUUGUUUCUUCCCAAGUAGCGGCAGCAAAACAUUGCAUAGAUUUCGGUUCGAACCAAGACAUUGCUGUUGGCAAGGAAACUUUGCAAUUCCAUCUACAAGAAGCGUCUAAAAUGUUACCAGUUGGUUUCAUUCCACGUUUCGAUAUAAACUUUUUAGAACCGCAAUCAGCGGAAACAAUAACAGAGGAUUUGUUCGGGAAAAUUUCGAAACUUGGAUCUACAACGGUAACCGUGACGGAAAUCGGCCACUAUAAGGUUCCAGGAAUGCAUCUGAUUCGCGGUAUUGCACCGGUAUCUGAUGGUAGAGCCUGGGUGAUAUGUGGAUUUGAUCCUCGUCUUCAUCUUCUUAACCGACUAGGUUCUCGACUACGUACAAUUAAACUUGGAAACGACAUCGAUGUCGACUACGUCACUUCCGACGAAAACGAUAACGUGUACAUUUCUUGUCGUAAGAACCGAUGUAUCAAACUUUUGAAUAAAGAUACAAGGAUUCGAGACAUGGUGGUUUUGAACGAUUUUCCUAGAGGCAUUGCUUUAUCACAAUCCGGAGACCUUCUUAUCUGUCUUGCAAAAUCCAGCACAUAUGACAAAUAUCGUCCAAUGGACAAAAACGUUGUUGUGAAAUACUCUAAACUUGGAAGCAAGGUCGUUGCGGAAUUUGAGCGGGCAAACAUUCAAAUUAAGUACCCAAGAAGAAUUGCUGAAAAUCUCAACGGAGAUAUUUAUGUUUCUGACCACAAAGAAGGAUGCGUUCACAUUCUCACUCAUGACGGAAAGGUCAAACACAGAUACACUGGGAGUGAGUCUACCAAACUCGGCGAACCGUGCGGAAUCACGUGUGAUCGCUAUGGACACGUGAUCAUCGCAGACUAUAAAAGUAACUGUAUUCACCUCCUGGACCAGCAAGGACAGUUUGUGAGUCUCCUGACGAGGUCGGACAGCGUUAUGAAGCAGCCGUUCUCGGUGGCCGUGGACGCUGACGGCUAUCUCUGGGUGGGAGGAAGCAAUGGAGUCGUCAAAAUAUUCCGAUAUCUUUUAUAAUGUAUGGAAUCUUUUCUUGGGACACAAGUUACACUUUUAGGGACAGAAAAAAUCAAACUAAGAAAUAAAUGUUACUGUCAUGUGAAACCGCGGGGGUUUUUUUGUAUUGUCCAAAAACAAAAUGCUACAAUUGGAAAAAAAGAAUUAUGUCUAUUUUUGAAGCAACUUAAUUAAUUAAUUGAGGCUACUCAGAAAAUUUCGUCUUCGGUUACAAAGAGUCCAAGAUUUAUUUGGAAUGACUGGUUGAUUUAUUAAAAUAAAUUUUAAUAUCCUCUGAAUUUUUUCUCCACUCAGUUAUAUGUAUUUAUAAAGGUCAAUGAACAGAUGAACAA
Messenger RNA from Magallana angulata, 2460 nucleotides. RefSeq names its product transcription intermediary factor 1-beta-like. Gene Ontology annotation, biological process: positive regulation of DNA-templated transcription. Lineage: Eukaryota; Metazoa; Mollusca; Bivalvia; Ostreida; Ostreidae. Gene Ontology annotation, cellular component: chromatin; nucleoplasm. Bases 86 to 2128 code for a protein of 680 amino acids. The record is from RefSeq and is a predicted model, not a curated record. Gene Ontology annotation, molecular function: zinc ion binding; ubiquitin-protein transferase activity. The transcript has a single exon.